Molecule: messenger RNA, 6818 nt
Organism: Cynoglossus semilaevis (tongue sole)
Lineage: Eukaryota; Metazoa; Chordata; Actinopteri; Pleuronectiformes; Cynoglossidae
Gene: per2
Product: period circadian clock 2
Exons: 24
Coding region: 305-4726 (1473 amino acids)
Biological process (GO): circadian regulation of gene expression; entrainment of circadian clock by photoperiod; negative regulation of transcription by RNA polymerase II
Cellular component (GO): nucleus; cytoplasm
Molecular function (GO): transcription cis-regulatory region binding; transcription corepressor binding
Source: RefSeq, a predicted model, not a curated record
GCAGGGGGCUGGAAAUGAGGUCAGCGCUUCUCCAGCUGGAGCAGUCGACAGGCAUCCGCCUUGAAUGAACUUCAGCUGGGGUGAAGCAGUGGGAUAGACGAGCCUCGGACAACAGAUCGCGUCAAUCAGCGGUUACCUCCGAAAUCAACGGUUCAUUAUCUGCACCGAAGAACUGCCUUGUGCAAGCUCGACCCACUUGACUUCACAUUCCCUGUGACAAAUCUUUGCUGAAGAUGGGCUGAUCCUGUCCUCUCAUCAUCUCAAUACCUGACCUGUAAUAAGUCCAGGGCGGCACGUUUUCCUGAUGUCAGAAGACUCCAGCUCCAAGCCUUUUCACUUCCAAAUUCUGGAGGGCCAGGAUGAAGCUCCAGGGUGCAGAGCAUCCACCUCCUGCAGCUCCAUGCCGAGGGGGGCUGCGGGGUGCAGCUCCAUGGCUCAACUGCACCGGAUGGGAGGUUACAACCAAGGUGGCCCCGAGCUAGGCCUCCCAUCAGACGGCAGCGAUAGCAGUGGCCAGGAGCGUCCGGCCACAUCGCACAGCCAUCGCAAGAACGCCCGGUCCCGCUCACUUCCGGAGGAAGACGUGGAGAUGAAGAGCAGCGGGUCCAGUGGCAGUGGGACUGAGUCACACGGAAAUGAGAGUCACGGCAAUGAGAGCCAUGGUAACGAGAGCAACGGCCAUGAGUCCAUGGGCAGCUCAAACAGCAACAGCAAAGACUCUGCCCUGCUGGAAUCUUCAGGAAGUAACAAAAGCUCCAACUCCCACAGUCCUUCACCUCCCGGCAGUUCAAACGCUUUCAGUCUGCUGAGUUCAGAGCAGGACAAUCCCUCCACCAGUGGGUGCAGUAGUCAGGAGUCUGCCAAGGCCAAGACGCAGAAGGAGGUGAUCAAAACACUGAAAGAGCUGAAGCUUCACCUGCCCGCUGAGAAGAGACACAAUAACAAGUCUUCAACUUUAAACACCCUUAAGUACGCUCUGCGCUGUGUCAAACAGGUGGAAGCCAAUGAGGAGUACUACCAGCUUCUUAUGAUCAAUGACAGUCAGCCCUCAGGCCUGGACGUCUCUUCUUAUACCAUAGAGGAAAUUGACAGCAUUACAUCAGAGUACACUCUCAAAAACAAUGACAUCUUCGCCGUGGCUGUGUCUCUCAUCACGGGGAGAAUCGUCUACAUUUCUGACCAGGCGGCCUCCAUUCUCAACUGCAAAAGAGAUGUGUUUAAGGACACCAAGUUUGUGGAGUUCCUGACGCCGCAGGACGUCAGCGUGUUUUACAGUUUCACAACGCCUUACCGCCUCCCCUCCUGGAGCAUGUGCACUGGAGCAGAGUCAUCGCUGCCUGACUGUGUGCAGGAGAAAUCCUUCUUUUGUCGAAUCAGUGGCGGUAAAGAGUGUGAGGGUGACAUGCAGUACUAUCCAUUCCGUAUGACGCCCUAUUUGAUGAAAGUCCAGGAUACAGUCCAUGCUGAAGACCAGUUCUGCUGCCUCCUUCUGGCCGAAAGGGUUCACUCUGGUUACGAGGCUCCCAGAAUUCCAACAGACAAGCGGAUCUUUACCACCACACACACUCCAAGCUGUGUGUUCCAGGAUGUGGAUGAACGGGCGGUUCCUCUGCUUGGCUACCUCCCCCAGGAUUUGAUUGGAACUCAGGUGCUUCUCCACCUGCAUCCCAAUGACCGACCAAUCAUGCUGGCCAUCCACAGGAAGAUUCAUCAAUACGCCGGCCAGCCGUUUGACCACUCGUCCGUCCGCUUCUGUGCGCGAAACGGAGAAUACAUCAUCCUAGACACCAGCUGGUCCAGUUUUGUUAACCCCUGGAGCCGCAAAGUCUCAUUUGUCAUCGGGAGACACAAAGUCCGCAUGGGUCCUGUGAAUGAAGAUGUUUUCAUGGCUCCAAGCUCUUCUGUCUGUGAGAUGAAGACCAUGGACUCUGACAUCCAGGAGAUAACUGAACAGAUCCACCGACUCUUAUUACAGCCCGUUCAUAACAGCGGGUCCAGCGGCUAUGGUAGUCUGAACAGCAAUGACCAGCUCUUGGGAAUGUCCUCCUCUAAUGAGAGCUCGAGCAAGGGCAAGAUGAUGCGGGAGGAGGAAAAGCUGAGCAGCAAGACCAGACCUCGGACUUUUCAGGAGAUCUGCAAAGGUAUUCACCUGCAGAAGAGUCAGGAACAGCAGACCGUGAAACAAGACCACAAGAAAAGUCUCGGCAUAGAGUCCGUACAGAGAGGGGCAACAGUGGUUCGACUCAAAGACUCGGCAGCGCCUCUUAACUGGUUGACUGGCGAGGACAGUCAGGCGUCAUACCAAGAGGAUCUGACCUUCAAUGAUCAGACUGUCUACUCCUAUCAGCAGAUCAGCUGUUUGGACAGUGUCAUCAGAUAUUUGGAGAGCUGUAACGUUCCCAUCAGCAUAAAGAGAAAGUGCCAGUCGUCCUCUAACUCGGACGAGGAAAAGCAGAAGGGAUCCAACAACAUGCAGCUGUCUGAAGAGCCGGCCUUGUUAAAGGAUCAGUCUGGUGUGUCUUCUUUGGAUGACCGAGACAAAAAGUCCAGCGAUGCUGCCACAGCGGUAGUGGGUACUCAGCUGCCCCUGCCUGUACCUAACAAACCAGAAAGCGUGGUGUCCAUAACCAGCCAGUGUAGCUACAGUAGCACCAUAGUGCACGUGGGGGACAAGAAACCUCAACCAGAGUCAGAGAUCAUUGAGGACGUACCAGGGGCAGGGGAAAUGGUGGAACUGGGCCAGAACAUUGGGGCCACUCCAUGUGCUGUUUCACCUCCUAGCCAAGAGAGGGAGUCCUACAAGAAACUGGGUUUAACUAAGCAGGUGUUGGCAGCCCAUACUCAGAAGGAGGAACAGGCCUUUCUGCAUCGCUUCAAGGAUCUGAGCAGACACACAGCCCUGAAAGACAACUGCUCUCAGUACCUGGAGCGUCAGAGACAACAGAUCCACAGUGACGCUCCUCCCACAGCUCGAUCUUAUAAGCAGGGUCCAGAGCCCCAUACCCGGCGAGGAACACGGAACAAGAAGACCAAGUCAAAGCGAGUGAGGCAGACCGAGUCCUCAGACAGUACCGUGUCACAUCGCAGACAGCAACAGACACGGCCUCCUCUCCUGAACCACGGUCUGAACCCAACCUCGUGGUCUCCCUCUGAAACGUCCCAGUCCACGUUUCCCAUGGCCUACCCUGCCAUGGUGCCAGGUUACCCUCUUCAGGGCUUCCCCAGAGCGGGUUGCAUGGACACUCGCCCCGACACCAAUCUAACAGGCUUUGGGGACAGCCAAGGGGCUCAAGCGUCUCCCUGCCCUCCGCCCAUUCAACCUCCUCCCUUCGCUGCCCCCAUGGUCACUCCCAUCGUGGCUCUAGUGCUGCCUAACUACAUGUGGCCCCCGCCACAGCAACCAGUGUUUCACACAGAGACCGGAGCUUUCCCCAUCCACACGCAGCCUUUUGGUCUGGCUGCAUUUCCGGGUCAAGGUGCCGCCCCGGUGAACCCAACCUUUUGUGUUCCAAAUCAGUUUAUCCCCCAGAACCAGCCUGGCCCCCAGGCAGGUUUCACCCCCCCAUCAUACUACAUCCCUCCAUCCUCGGAAACACCUAAGGUGCCAUUGGAAGGCCAGUCUCGUCCCUCAACGCCACAGUCUGGCCUAGGGGGAGGUCACACAUCCCCGCCCUUGUUCCAGUCUGGCUGCAGCUCACCACUCAACCUGCUGGAGCUGGAGCUGUCUGUCGACAACACGGUGCCCUCUGGUGGACAAGUGAAUAAUGCAGCUGAGAGGGACAAAGGAGCAAGUGCCAAACAAACCAAGCCAUCUCUCAGUCUCCUUGGUCCAUCUGGACCGUUGUAUUACGAGGGCCUGUCCUGUGUCUGUGAGAGUAUGUCUUGGGAUAAAGUGUGCUCUAGGCUGAGUGCUCACAGCAGAGAGGCAAGCUCACGGGGUGAUGGGAACAACAGUGACGCCAACUCUUCGUCCAGCGACAUGUUGGACAUCAUUCUCCAAGAGGACUCCUGUUCAGGCACGGGGUCGGCCACCUCGGGGUCCAUGGGCUCGGGGUCAAAUGGUUGUGGAACUUCUGCCAGUGGGACAUCUAAGAGCCGGACAUCAGGAAGCGCAGGGUCAGCAAGUGGAACCUCCGGCAGUGGAAAAGGCAGCAACAACAGUAGCAAAUACUUUGGCAGUGUGGACUCCUCCCAGAACAGCCAGAAGGUCAAGGGUCACUCGAGUGGCAGCGAUGGAAGGCCCAUAGAGAUGGAGCAGAGCGAUAACUUCAUCAAGUAUGUACUGCAGGACCCGCAGUGGCUGCUCAGGGCCAACACAGAUGAAAAAGUCAUGAUGACCUAUCAGCUGCCCUUGCGUGAUUUCGAGAUGGUGCUCCGAGAGGACAGAGAGAAACUGAAGAUGGUGCAGAAACACCAACCCCGGUUUUCAGAGGAGCAGAAGAAGGAGCUGAUCGAAGUUCACCCCUGGAUCAAGAACGGUGGUCUGCCCAAGGCCAUAGACAUAAAGGUCUGCUCCUGCUGUGACGGUGCCUCAGCGGCUACAGAAAUGUCGACGGCCGCUGUGGUGGUGGCAGAGGAUCAGCCAGAUCUGGAGUUAAGUGACAUUGAAGUUGCUGAAGUUGGCUGCCAGCAUAGAGCCAGAGAGGAGCCACCAAAGACUGUUGUGUCUGUCUGCCAUGACCACUGUGCUGGCUCAUUUUCUCAGACCGUACCUGACAGACAAUAAAGUAUUCAGGAGUCACACUGUGACUGUCAUUAACCACCAACCACCUCACAUUCUGCAGGAGCUGAAGAGUCACCUCUGUUUUCAAAGAAAAUUCGUAUGUAUUAUCUUGCUGUUUUGAGUAACGCCUGUAAGGAUAUCUUUUUGUUUCAUUGAAGUCCUUACUUUUUUUUUCUUUUAGUGUAGUCCUCAGCUGUACAAUGCAGGGCACGUCGGUGCUUCCUGAGCUCUGUAUGUUGAAUCUUUCCAUUUGUUCGCAGCAUCUUGUAACAUGCAGGACCACCACACUACACAGUAGAGGUCAAGGUGUGGCUGAUCAGUGUAAUAGCUCUGUGGUUGGUGAAACCCUUACGUUACAGUAAGUUUCCUUUGCCAGAAAAUGCGAUGACAAAAAGGGAUAAAGAACCUAACUUAUUUAUUUUUUUACUAAUUUCAGUCACAAAUGCCAGUUGAAAAGGCAAAACCGUCAUGAAGUAACGUCAGGCAGAACAUAGAUUCCUGCACAAAGGAGGAGAAUCCAUUCCCUUUGGACCACACUAACAUAAAAGACAUGACCAUGUCAAAAAUACAAAACAACAAAACAAAUUCUGAUUGGUUCAGAACUGGGCAGUCAAACUCAUUUACUGUGGUUCCCGUCAAAGGGCAGAUGGUACCAAACUGUCUCAGUGUAACUCCCCUGUGAUGUCAUCAAGUCAUCAUCGCUGUGUUGGAUUUUUAUUUAUUGACAAAACAAACAUUGUUCAUUAUUAUGUGUUAAAACAGAUUUCAUUUUCAUUUAAUAGGUCAAAAAAAUCACAUAAAAAAAAUCUAAACUUGUAAAAUCAAUAUCGUCAAUAUGGAACACAAGUUAUUAGAUUAAUAGUUGGUACAAUGAAGAACUUUGCAGAACUGGGAAGAAUUAAAAGCUGCACACACAGUCCCGCAGGCAGUGCUAAUAAAACUAAUAAGAAGAGUUGAUUACAAUAUAGAAAUGACUGCAUAAAUAAACACAUGGGUAAAUACAACAAUAACAUUACUACAAUAUUUUGAAUUAAUUUCAGAUUGUCUCAUGGGCCACAUUUGAUGUCUUACCAGAAUUGGCCUGCGGGCCUUAAGUUUAGAAAUAUAUGCCCAACGGACCUUAUUCUUCAGACUGAAAUUUGACGUGCCUAAAAAGAUUAUCUUAGCAGUGGAUGAAACAACAAGAGUUUGUGGGAUUUUGUGCAAAGUCAAUGCCCCUAAAUGUGGAAUGUUUUUUGGAGGAAGUGUAGUAUUUCUCAGUUGUCUCUGCUCACGCUCUAGUUUGUGCUCCUUUUGCUCCUAGUGUUGCAUGUGGCAUCCUCAGAAGUCAAGUAUUUAGUCUCCAGCUUUUUACUACAUUUGUGACCUAUAUACCUGAGGUUUCAGAAAUGUCAAAUGCCACGUUUAAUGAUUUUCAGUUUCUCCUGCUUCUGACAUAUGUUGCAAAAACAUUUCACUCUAGACUUUCUUGGACAUUGAACUUGUCCUGACUCUGUUCCUGUCAGAUGCCUUUCCUCUCCACAAUCUGGCUUUUGUGAAUGUGACAAUCUUUGAUUUAGUUUAUAUUUUUAUACAAAAUAAUUAUUUGUGUAUUUAAACAAAAUGUGAAUUGUCUACAUUUUUACAUUGGGACAAUUCUCCACUGGGUGUUACAUUCAGGGUAAAGAGAGAAUAUUGAUGUUUCCUCGGUUUAAAGUGUGCCACAUGACACCUGAUCUGUCUGAUGUGGCACCCCUCAUAAAUAUGGAGACGAGCAUCCUGUGAAGGUCAUUCAUUAGUCAGACCAAACGUGUGGUCCCUUCACAUGUAAAGGCUUUAGGGUUAUUGCACGGGCGUAAAGCAGCGACUCAGACAGAUGCAUGGUGACAGCGUGGAACUCUAACUUUAGUGUCAGGGAAAUAAGUUAACCUUGUAGACUGAGAGUUUGAAUCUCCCUUUUUUAUUCAAAGUAAAUUUCCUGCACCUUGGUUUGAACUGUAUUUGUUCCAAAUUUAAAUUAUUUUUCUUGAGAAAAAAUAUAUGUAUUUUGGUCAUAAAGAAGAUCAUGACCUAAAUGUCCAUGUGACUCUAAAAGUCCCCGAAUUUUUAAAACUAA